This is a messenger RNA of Xiphophorus couchianus (Monterrey platyfish), 6688 nucleotides long. RefSeq names its product astrotactin 1 (gene astn1). The record is from RefSeq and is a predicted model, not a curated record. Gene Ontology annotation, biological process: neuron migration; neuron cell-cell adhesion. NCBI's taxonomy places the organism in Eukaryota, Metazoa, Chordata, Actinopteri, Cyprinodontiformes, Poeciliidae. Bases 136 to 4095 code for a protein of 1319 amino acids. The transcript has 24 exons. Gene Ontology annotation, cellular component: endosome; membrane.
UGUUUCCUACACUGAGAGAGCCCGCUGGUGCAGCGCAUCUCUCUCCAGCGUUGCGCUGAGAGACUCAAGCAGGUCGGCAAGAGAAACCGCGAGGAGGGUGAGAGAGGAGAGAGGGGGGAAAAAGGAGCGACGGAGAUGGCGAGUCUAAACAUGGAGCCGACACCGCCGCUUCGGCUUGUGGGGCUGCUGUGGCUCCUUCUAGCCAGCCAAAUCACCACGGUCCGGGGUCUGAACGGCGACGAAGACCAGAGCCAGGACAGCGAGUGCAAGAUGAAGAGCGUCACCGUGUCAGCGCUGCCGUUUCUGAGGGAGAACGACCUGAGCAUCAUGCACAGCCCGUCGGCCUCGGAGCCCAAGCUGCUAUUCUCCGUGAGGAAUGAUUUUCCAGGAGACGUGGUGGUGGUGGACGACCUGGAAAACACCGAGCUCCCUUUCUUCGUCCUAGAGAUCUCUGGGAACUCAGAGGACAUCCCUCUGGUGCGCUGGCGGCAGCAGUGGCUGGAAAAUGGCACACUUCUUUUCCACAUCCACCAUCAGGACGGCAGCGUCAACCUACCCGAACCAACUGAAGACCCGGCCAACGAUUCCACGAAAGAAGAGCUGCGCAUACUCCACAUCUCUGUGAUGGGUGGGAUGAUCGCCCUUCUGCUGUCCGUCCUGUGCCUCGUCCUGAUCCUGUACACCCGCAGGCGCUGGUGUAAGAGACGCCGCAUCCCUCAACCCCAAAAGAGUGCCAGCGCUGAGGCGGCUAAUGAGAUACACUACAUCCCAUCAGUGCUGAUGGGAGGCCAAGCACGGGAAAGUCUAAGGAACUCCAGGGGUCAGGGGCCAAACUCUGGUGGCACCCUCAGUAUCCGGGAGACACCAAUUUUGGACGGGUACGAGUAUGACAUUACAGACCUGCGUCACCAUUUGCAGCGAGAGUGCAUGAACGGCGGGGAGGAAUUUGCCAGUCAAGUCACCCGUACCUUGGACUCCCUUCAGGGCUGCAAUGACAAGAAUAAUAUGGACCUCACACCGGUGAAUGAAAACACCAAGUUGGCCCUGAUGAACAAAUACAAGGACAACAUUAUUGCCACGAGCCCAUUGGACAGCAAUCACCAGCAAAACACCCUGCUACCACACAACACAUCUACCAGCCAACGCAAACGUCUCUCCAGCAACACCAGAGCGGGUUCAACUUUCUUGAACCCAGACGGGGACUCUGGGACGGAGGCAGACAGCGAGCCUCAGCUGGCCUUUUACACUGACCCAAACCGCAGUCGGCGCCGGAGUCGAGGUAUGAGAAAUGGUAACGCCAACAGCGCGUGGGGCUCUGGGGCAGGUUCCCCGCGGAGUCCUAUCAAUAAGACCACCCUGACUCUGAUCAGUGUCAUCAGCUGCGUGAUUGGCCUGGUUUACUCCUCUCACCUCGCCUGCAGCCUCUCAGUCCGAGUAAUCUUACAUGUGCCGGAGCACCUCAUAGCUGACGGUUCGAGGUUCAUUCUCCUCCAGGGGAGCCAGUUGGAUGCUUCAGAUUGGCUCAACCCAGCCCAGAUCUUGUUAUACUACCAGCAGAAUGCCAGUGGACCUUGGGUCAACGAGCUGUGUGGUCGACGCCUACUGGAUCCUUGUGAGCACCAGUGUGACCCAGAGACAGGAGAAUGCUUUUGCCUUGACGGCUACAUGAAGGACCCGGUCCACAAACAUCUUUGCAUCCGCAGUGAGUGGGGGCCCAAUCAGGGUCCCUGGCCUUACACCAUCUUCCAGCGUGGUUUUGAUCUUGUGAUGGGAGAACAACCCUCUGAUCGCAUUUUCAGAUUUACAUACACCCUGGGAGAAGGAAUGUGGCUUCCUCUGAGCAAAAGCUUUGUCAUCCCUCCUGCUGAGCUCGCCAUCAACCCGUCAGCCAAAUGCAAGACAGAUAUGACAGUAAUGGAGGAUGCGGUAGACGUAAGAGAGGAGCUGAUGAUCAGCUCGUCGUUCGACUCUUUGGAGGUCCUCCUGGACUCUUUCGGACCCGUCAGAGAUUGCUCGAAAGACAACGGCGGCUGCAGCCGCAACUUUCGCUGCAUAUCUGACCGAAAGCUCGAUUCCACCGGCUGUGUGUGCCCUCCAGGGCUUAGUCCAAUGAAAGAUGGGACCGGGUGCUAUGACCACCAUAUUGGCAUCGACUGCUCUGACGGCUUCAACGGUGGAUGUGAGCAGCUGUGCCUCCAACAGCUGGCCCCUCUAGAGGAUGACCCAACCCUCUACAACAUCCAGAUGUUCUGUGGGUGCAUCGAGGACUAUAAGCGCGGUCCUGAUGGGAGGUCAUGCUUGCCUCUGUCUGAGUCCUGUAUUGAGGGUGUGGACUGCGGCGAAGCGACAGACAUUCCUGCCAACCAGGCCGUCUUUGGAGACCUCUUCUAUGGUUACAACAACCACACCCAGGAAAGCACCUCUGGUCAGAUACUGAAGGCCACGUUCAGGCAGAAGAACUUUGCCCGAGGCAUUGAGCAGCAGCUCCCAGAUGGCAUGGUGGUGGCAUCGGUGCCAACGGAGGUCCAGUGCCACGAGGAGCUGUCAGACCCUGUGCCUGACCCAGAAUACCUGACGGGUAUGGUGAACUACAGUGAGGUGUCUGGCUAUCCCCUUGUCCAGCAUUGGAGUCUGCGCUCUGUGUUGUACCAUGUCAAACUCAACCAGUGGGUCCUGUCUCAAGCUUUCAGCUCUGCCAUCCAUUCUCUAGACGGGGCGACGCAGAGGAGCGACUUUGUCUCGAUCCUGAGGGAGUUUGGGAACCACUAUGUGCAGGAGGCCGUUUAUGGCUUCCAGGAGUCCUGUACCAUCUGGUACCCCAACAAACAAGUCCAGAGACAGCUGUGGCUGGAGUACCAGGACAUCAGCAAAGGUAACUCCCCUUCAGAGGAGUCCGAGGAGCGGGACAAGGAGCCCAGGACGUUGACUUACCCAGCAUACAUUGCCAGCCUUCUGGACACGGGCGCUAAGCGCAUGGCAGCCGGUGUCAGGAUGGACUGCAACAGCCAGGGCCAGUGCCCACGCUCCUGCCACCUCUGCCACAUGAGUCCCAGGGCGGCACAGGGGCGGCAGCAGUCUGAACCCGUCCUCCUGAAGAUCACCAAAGCUGCUCCCAUCUACGAAUUAGUGUCCAACAACGAGACCUAUCAGGCUCUCCAGGACGCAAUGAUGAGCAUGCUGUGGUGCUCAGGCAAAGGCGACGUUAUUGAUGACUGGUGUCGAUGUGAUUCCAGCGCGUUUGGCACAGAUGGACUGCCCACCUGCGCCCCGCUUCCUCAACCCAUGCUGAAGCUGUCUUACACCUAUGAGCCCAGCAGCUCAUUGGUCAUCAUGGAGUGGAACCACACAGAGCCACCAAUCGGGGUACGCACCGUUGAUUACCUCAUCAGCCAGGAGAAGGUGACAGAGAGGACGGACCACUCUAAACUUGAGACAGAAACCCUCUUGAGCUUUGUGGAUGACAUCCUGUCUGGGGCCAGGUCUCCGUGUGUGAUGCUGGGGGACAUCCCAAACCUGCUGUCUUCAUCCAUCAGUCUGAUCAUUCGCUGCCUGGAACCUGAUGCAACAUACAUGUUCCGUCUGUGGGCUGUAGACAACACAGGACGGCGUUCCAGUCCAAGUGAGGUCACCAUCAAGACUCCGUGUCCGACUGUGGAUGAUGUCAAAGCGCAGGAAAUUGCGGACAAGAUCUACAAUCUGUUCAACGGCUACACAAGCGGGAAAGAGCAGCAGACUGCCUACAACACUCUCAUGGACCUGGGCGCUCCCACACUCCACCGCGUGCUUUACCACUACAACCAGCGCUACGAGAGCUUUGGAGAAUUCACCUGGAGGUGUGAGGAUGAGCUGGGACCGAGGAAGGCGGGCCUCAUCCUCUCCCAGCUGGACGAGCUCUCUCUGUGGUGUAAGGGCCUCCUGCAGGAGCCAAAGAUUGGCCUUCGCCGGAUGUCCCUCAAGUUCCUGUCCUGCCGUUACACCGACACCAAAGCCUUUGGGCUCAACUGGUCCGAGAUGGGCCAGGACGUACACAAGGCCUGUGACGAACAGACACUCACUGUCAUGUACAACGACUACGGAGAGCCCAAAGAGCUCUAGAGGUUUGGUUUCAAAAGGAUCAGCACAGUUUCCUCACAGUUUCUCAAGAAAACACAAAUUUUACAUACAAAAGCUGCUGAGAUUCAUGUCUUAUUUCUAAGUGCUGCACAUUAUUUGAAAUGAAAUCUGGUCCAUUUACCUUUAAUGAUACUCAGAAACAAAGUACUAAUAACAUUAGCUGUCAUUAGCAAUGCUCUGUAGCACCUGCCAGUCCCUGAGCUUUUGGUCAGUCUGUAAACUUUACUUCUUUAUUCUAAUGAAGAGUUAAAAUUAAAGAAAUCUAUUAUGAUUAAAUUAAAGGAAUAGCAACAGAUUCCUCUACAAGUUUGAACUUAGAUAGGUCCACACUGUGAUAUGUGGUUUAUAUUAAAUCCUCCUAAGACAACAGUUUUGAUCCAAAUUAAAGUGUUGCUGUUGGCUAGCACCUACCAAACAAUGAGAUAACUUUUAUUUAUAUUAUGGCAUUCCUUUUAGCUGCAAAACAGACAAGUUCAUUUUUCUUAGAGCUAUCACACUUGAGAAGUUAAUAUAGAGUAGAGUAUUAUACAUAUGCAUCUUAAUACAUUAGGACAUCAUCAAAAAGUUUCUUUAUUUCAGUAAUUCAAUUUGAAAAUUGAAACAAAUGAAUUCGAUGUUCAUUUUUAUGAUUAUAGCUUACAGCUGAUGAAAUUCCCAAAUUUCUUUGCUUAGCAGAUUCGAAAAUGACAUAAGAGCAGUAAAAUCAGAGUGUUAAAAGCAAAAUGUAAAAAUGUGUGUCCAUGUACCAUACAGUGAAAGCAUUCAAUAGUUGGUCAGGUGUGACAUGGAUGCAGUCGGCCUUUGGCUCUGUUUAAAUAAGUCCAGGUUGCUCUAAUGGGCGUCUUUAAAUUGUCCCAUCAUCUUUCUGCUUCUGCUUGGCAUUGCUUCAUCAUCCGCUUGUUGUUACCCCCGUUGUUUUCUUCACUUUUAAUCACCAUAUUUUUUUCAUCCACUCAUUACGCCAAUAAUAUGGCCUCUUGUAUGCAUCAGUAUGUCUGAUGCUGUCCUGAUUUGUUGCUGUAUCCAGCAGCUUCUUGCUGGGUUAUUUUCAAGUCAGCAGUUUUCCCUGUUAUUAUGUAAGACACAAUAUAACUUUUUUAAAAUGAAAUAAUAGUUCGAUUUUCCCGUCUUCAGAUUUCAUUAGCUUUAAAGCUGCAGCAUGUAACUUUUAUGAAAAAUGUGCUUUGUAUAUGUUUGUUAAAACUGUCACUAUGUUGUGACAGUAUAAGACAGGUAAUCUGUGGUUGUACUGCUAUCUGCAGAAAUGCACCGCUCGGUCAGAAACAACCAAUCAGAGCCAGGAGGAGGAGGGUCUUAGUGCUGUCAAUCACUCUGAUGUACAUGCAGCUUUUGUAAAAGUUAGAUAUUGCCGCUUCAAGCUAUGAAACUAAUCAAAAUUAUUGGAAAUAAAUACUUAAAAUAUCUUUGCAUUUGUGUAAUAGGUGCAUAAUUAGGCAUUUUAAUGACGACUUAAUCCACUGAGGUGCAUCAGUAUUUCUGAUACUGUCCUGAUUUGUCGCUGGGCAGAAUUUUCUUUCUUUGGUGGGCCUCUGUAUUGAACUAUGCUGGUAGAAAGGUAAACAAAGUAAAUGGAAGAAGUGUGAAGCUAUUUUAGAGAUUAAAAAAAAGGUUUACACUGUACAUAACAUUAUCAUGAAGUUUUAGCAACAACAUAUAUAUAACCUGAAUGUAGUGUUGAUACUUAUUUACCGUUGUAAACUAUUUGUUUGAAAUAACUCAAACCCAAGCCGUGUUGACUUACUUCAGUAAUAACUUUAAAAAAAAUUCACACUGUAUUUUCUUAAUCCUUUUAAUGUUCAAACAUCAAUUUUAACCAGCAGUAAAACUACACUGAAGCUUUUCUUUGACUUCGUUUCUCAUUUUAAUAAUACGUCUGAGGGCCAUGUCGAUGAUUGAUGUCAGAAAAAGAUUUUUUUUUUCUUUUUAACAAAUCUAAUGUGUGAAUACUAAAAUAAAUGCCUGUAGAUUUUUGUAUAGAUAGUAAUACAUAAUUACAUCACGAUUUAAUCUUUUACUCCUGUAUAUACAAUAUUCUCAUUGUGAUAUUUUACGGCAUUGAUGUGUGCUUUAGUCGAUAUCUUAACGAACCUACAUAUAAGCUGUGUAUUGUAGUUUUUGCAAGAUUAAUGCACUGAUUUUGUCCCUGUGAGUGAUAUGAUUGUAGUUUGGGAACACUGACUUUUGGAGCAGUUUGGGGUGAAAUUAAGGACUAUUAAAAGAAAAUAAAAAACAUCAGAAAUCUGUUUUUAUCUUUGAAAAUGUUUCUGAUCUGCAUGAAAUCCUGUUUAUAAUAUGUGUCCCAUAGUGAGUUUUCAUGUUGACCUUUGCUACUUUAAGCAAAAAAACACUUACCAAUGAAGUUUUUCACAGCACUAAUGGUUUGUCUAUCAAAUCUUUAAUUUGUGCUCUGCAGAUAUUCCUGCUCCUGUUUAACUGUCAGCUUUCUGUGACAGAAUUGAGACUGGUGUUGCUAAUUGUUGUUGCAGUUCUGAUCUCAGUGCUCAGACUGCAGCUCAAAUGUUUCAUUGAAAUAAAAUAACCCCUGAAAAAUGCG